Penicilliopsis zonata CBS 506.65 is the source of this 2668-nucleotide messenger RNA. RefSeq lists its product as hypothetical. The transcript has 4 exons. The record is from RefSeq and is a predicted model, not a curated record. NCBI's taxonomy places the organism in Eukaryota, Fungi, Ascomycota, Eurotiomycetes, Eurotiales, Aspergillaceae. Gene Ontology annotation, biological process: cytoplasm to vacuole targeting by the Cvt pathway; intra-Golgi vesicle-mediated transport; Golgi organization. Bases 142 to 2556 code for a protein of 804 amino acids. Gene Ontology annotation, cellular component: membrane; COG complex; cis-Golgi network.
CGAGUGCCCUGCUCCAGGGGGAUUUCAUGGCUGCGAUACAUGUUCUGAAUGAACCAAUGAUUUCCUGAGGUUGGGUGUCACCGCGAAACUGAUUCUAGUAUCCAACAGCCGGUUGAUCGUCAGUUGCGGCAACGUUCGACAAUGCGCCAACAAUCCAGUCCGCAGCAGCGGGCAAAAGAGCAAACAAAUCCGCCAGAUGUGCCGCUGCAAUUGAAAGCGGAUUCACAUGCCAGCGAAGACUCCGUAGAGCCAGGGGAGACUCGGAGAAGCUCAGACUUGAUUGACAAUGUACACGAUGAAUUUGACUUUAUUCAGUGGUACCAUGACGUUGAAGAUGGGCUAUUGGAUGCUAGCUACGAUGAAUAUCAGUCCUAUCUCGACGAACUCCAGAUGUCGAAAGCUCAUCUGGAUGCACUUUUGAUCGAUACCUCCUCCACGCUUGACCUACUCAGCACCCUAUCCGAGUCCUUCCAGGCGGUAGAAUCACAGACAUCGAACUUCCAGAAACAAUGUGAGGGCUUGCUGUCUGUGCAGAACAAGUAUACCGAGCUCGCAGACAGUAUUCAGGAUAACCUCCAAUACUACGACCUGCUGGGCCCCGCUUCAAGACGGCUCAAUGCCCCAGGUGCCGGAAGUACUGUCCGAGGGAAGGAGUUCUCGGACAUGCUGAGGCGAUUGGACGAAUGUCUAGAUUAUAUGGAGACACAUGUCGAGCAGAAGGAAGCCGAAGUUUACCGGUCGAGAUACAGGCUUCUCAUGACUCGCGCUCUGACCUUGAUUCGGGGUCAUUUCGUUUCUUCGCUGCGUGACAUAUACAACAGCGUCUCUAAACGGAUUGCCGAUCGACAGCUUAAUGACACAACUAUGUCAGCCUUGUUGUACGCCAAAUUCAGAGUUGGCGCGCCGGAAUUAAAACAAAUAGGUCUUGAGAUUCACAAGAGAGCAGUUCCUCCGGUGGACCCUGAGCAAGGGACAGAAGCCGAAUACAAAAGCCUUCUGAAUGAGCUUCAUGCGAAUUUCUCUGCCACCCGCGGAAGAUUGAUUGUCCCACUGGUCCGCAAGAAGCUCAAUGAUAUCUCACAAGCGCCUAGUACAUCAAAAGAUUUGGUGGCGUUUGCUCGUGCGAGCAUCAGCUACAUCCGCGGUAUUUGUCUAGACGAAUAUGACCUCUGGGGCGAAUGGUUCCAUGGCCAGGAAGGCCUAUACGAUUUUCUCGAGACGAUAUGCGAGCCACUCUAUGACUACCUACGGCCGAGGAUCAUCCAUGAAGACAAAAUAAUCAAGCUCUGUCAACUCUGCACCCUGUUACAGACCAGAUAUUUUUCAGAUCCUGAUGAAGACACGGAGAAUACGGAUGUGACUAAUCUGGACUUCUCCAUUCUUAUUCAACCAGCUCUCGAGGAUGUUCAGACUCGCCUAGUAUUCCGUGCCCAAGCCUUCCUUCGCGAUGAGAUUGAGCGGUACAAGCCACGCCCGGGCGAUCUCGAUUAUCCAGCUCUUAGCAGACAGAUCUCAUUAUCGGUGACAAAUGGGAAAACUUCAGGCCGCAAAGCAAGCGCUGUCGAUAACCUACGCAAUACACCGAGAGAUGCCGACGAUGAUUCCGCGGACCAAGACACCAAGUGGGAUUUCAAUCCCAAAGAUACUCCCAAUGGGUGGUAUCCCACUCUGCGCAAGGCCAUCUGGCUUUUGAGUCGAAUCUAUCGCCUUGUCAACUCGACCGUGUUUGAUGACUUGGCUCAUCAGAUUGUGCAUCAAACGACCUUAUCUCUUCACCAAGCGAGGACUCAGGUGUCCAACAAAUCAUCUAGUGCUGACGGACAGCUAUUUCUCAUGAGCCAUCUUUUGAUCCUCAAGCAACAGAUCGUUGCCUUUGACAUCGAGUACGUUGCUCCCGAGGUCUCAUUCGAUUUCUCCGGAAUCACCAGCACUUUCUGGGAACUUCGAGAGCGCGGUGGCCUUUUCAACCCGCGCAACCUGAUACAGCUAGUCGGCAACGGUCUUCUGCCGCGCGUUGUGGAGAACAUGUUGGAUGCCAAGGUUGAACUUGACGGGGGUCUGAGAACGGUGAUCAACGAGUUCAUCAAUGGGUUUGCGACCAAGAUGACCGACACCCUUCCCACCAAAUUCGUGGACAAGCGGAACAGCCAACAGCGCGGAGGAGAAGUCAUUAUCCCCACGUGCCGGAACAUCGAGAAAGAAGUCACGACUCUCCGAAGUGUCCUUAACGACUACCUGGACGACGUACGGAUGAAGGAGACUCUUGUCGGCGCGGUCCAAGACCGAGUUAUUCAGGUUUACGAGGAAUUCUUCGACAAGUAUACCUCCUCCGAGAGGAAAAAGGGCCUCUCAGUCAGCCGCAAGGGCAAGGGCCGCGAAGACGCAGUCUGGGACGUCGACACCUUUGCGGAAUGGUGCGAUGAGGUCUUCCGCGUUGGUAUCACGGAUAUGCAUCGGUCGUCCGAUGACGAAGUCGAAGACGACGACGACGACGAGGAGGAGGAUGAAGUCAUGAGUGGCAGCGUUGGUCGAAGUGUUACCAGUGGCCAUACAUAGUUAGCCUCCCAUGAUUUGGUUACCAAGAUAUAGAUACCUACCCAACCAUAGCCGAUGUGAUUGUACAUACUUUUUUCCCUUUCAAGCAAUAUAGCUUUUCCCAUCAGAUUGA